CUGUGAGAGCGACGUCCUCUUGAGUGUUACGUUCCACUGUGAUCUUCUGGGCGAAGAAAAGCGAAUAAAGAUCGUUUCUGGAGAAUCAUUUAGUGAAUAUUUGGACUUCAUCUUCCAUGGCGUCCAAAUGCUUGUCCUGUAGUAAAGGUGUCACCACUCGUUCCAAAGCAGUGCAGUGCUCUGAAUGUGAUGGGUGGAUGCACAUCGCCUGCUGCGGCAUCUGUCCUGAUCAAUAUGUGCACUUGCAGCGAUUCACCUCGCCUGCCAUUAAUUUCUUUUGCGACAACUGCCGUGCCUCACUGAAUUGCAGGCGUCUUCUCGCCGGACUAUCUGCGUUGAGCAUUGAUUCUUCUUCUCCGACGAAGCCUGAUACGAUUCACGAUUCAUCUGCUCCACCGUGCUCACCAUCAACAUCUACCUCCGGUUGGAUCACCCCCAUAGGCAAGCGAAGUCGAACCACGUCCACUACGCAUACGGAUCCAUCUACACAGAUCCUGCCCACUGAUCCCACCACAAGAUCUUAUGCGGCAGUUGUGAGGGAAAGCGCGGUCUCUGUUCCUAUUUGCAAAAGCCCGACUACAAGUGGCGUCAAGUCCAGGCCUAAGCCCGUCGAGAAACCCAAACCUAAGCUAUCAUCUCAGUCUCAAAUGAAGCUUGUUCUCGACAGACUAUCUGAGCUUGAGAAAGCUGUCAAGGAAAAUCCGCCCCGUAGCAAGCCACAUGUUCCUGAACGUACCCAGCCAUCUCGCGACCGUUGUCUUAUCAUCAUGAACGCAGCGGAAUCGGAAAAACCAACCCCUGCAGAAAGAAUACUAGAUGACCAAACACUGCUUGAGCGAUUGGUCUCAUUGCUAUUUGAUAAAGGCGAACAGGGAAUCAAUAUUGUAUCUGCCUUCCGUCUUGGUAAAAAACAAGAGGAUAUCUCGAGAAAUCGCCCCCUUAAAAUCGUUUGCCGGGAUGAGGAGGAAUGCCGACGCAUCCUGCGAAGGACCUCGCGUCUCAAAGGCGAGCCAUUCUAUGUACUUCGUGACCUCUCACCAGAAGAUCGAGUCAAAAUGAAAAAGGCCGUAGAAGAACUACGUACAAGACGGGGAAGUGGUGAAACAGACCUCCAUAUUGUGGAUUUUCGAGUAGUUCGAAGGACUCCGAAAACCCGUUGGAGGCCCAUUCUCCUCACCCCCGGACAAUAAACUAUAAGGUCCCGCUGGAAACCACUGUUCGUCCUCCCCGGGACUUAAAAACAAUGAGAAAGAAUGGACUACAGGUGUUGGUUGCAAAUGUCCGUAGUCUCAGAAACAAAUUUGACGAGGUACACGCUCUUACCGCAAAGCUACUUCCUGACCUGUUGGCCUUCACUGAGACCUGGCUCACUUCAGACAUCUCCGACUCUGAGAUCCACAUCUCAGGAUACCAACUUUUCCGUACUGACCGAUCUGGAGCUAGAGUUGGUGGUGGUGUAGUUCUCUACUGGAAAGAGGAUCUUAAAGUUCAUCUCGUAGAAGCCGUCAGCGACGCUGUUGGUGGCGCAGAGCUACUCUGGUGUAGGAUCAACGAUGGCUUCAAAUCCCUUAUGGUUGGCGUCAUCUACAAAGCCCCGUGGGGACAUGGUACUUCUGUACUAGACUUUAUCAACUCGCAUGGAAACCGCAGAGAUUGUCUUAUUGUGGGCGACUUCAAUGCCCCGCAUGUCAAUUGGGAUCUACUACACUGCCACCUUUCACCCGAGUCAUUUGACACCAACCUCCUUGAAACUGUCCUCAAAACGAAUCUCACCCAGCAUAUAACAUCGCCCACCAGGCUUCUUCCCGGCCAGACUCCGCACAUUCUUGAUCUUGUGCUCACUCCGUCUCUGGCAGAUGUCUCAGAAUUGACCCUUCUACCACCCAUAGGCAAAAGCGACCAUUGUACAAUCUCCUUCCUAUGGACUAAACGUCUAGCUAUCCGAACCCGGAGCGCACACCGUCGCAACUUCUGGCGAACCGACGCAUUCAAGCUAAGGGUGGCAGCAGGUACAUUGGACUGGAAUGUUCCACAACACUUAGAUCUCGAUGCUGCUUGGAACGAUUUAUUCCGCAAAUUGAAGCUCCUCAUCGAGGAGGCCGUCCCACUCAAGAGGAACAGGCCUCUUUCUAAGGGUCCCCCUGGAUCGACCGAGAACUCAGGGCCAACAUGAAACAACGACGAAAACUAUGGGACAGAUUCAAGCUUUCCCGCUUAGACUCAGACUACUCUAAAUACAAAGCCAUCAGGAACUUCUGCUCCCUGCAGAAACGUGAAAAGAGACAACAAUACGAACAUAGCCUGGCCGAACAAUCUCUCUCUAGGCCAAAGAUACUAUUUUCAUACC
Messenger RNA from Dicrocoelium dendriticum, 2347 nucleotides. Lineage: Eukaryota; Metazoa; Platyhelminthes; Trematoda; Plagiorchiida; Dicrocoeliidae. The record is from the annotation of a GenBank genome assembly.